Molecule: messenger RNA, 3384 nt
Organism: Penaeus chinensis
Lineage: Eukaryota; Metazoa; Arthropoda; Malacostraca; Decapoda; Penaeidae
Product: diacylglycerol lipase-beta-like
Exons: 15
Coding region: 157-2040 (627 amino acids)
Biological process (GO): lipid metabolic process
Source: RefSeq, a predicted model, not a curated record
AGCGAAUGACCUUGGUGUCUGAUCCCUGGAAUCAUUGAAGUGUUGGUGCGAGCUGGAUGGCUGGGUCUAGUGAUCACCCUGUUUGUCCACCAUGAGGCAGACACAUCCCGCUGCGAACAGGGCAAGUAUCUCCUGCGAAUCUUCCUUGUAGGGAGCAUGGUGAUCCUUGGGGCCACACUCAUCACCACUGUUGCCCUUGUGUACCACAGCAGCCGGGGGACCAUCAUGGAUGUGGGCCCAAGGAGACAUGUCCCAAAUCUGCUGAUCACAAGGGUCAUUCUGGGUAUCCCUGAAGUUGCCUGGAAUGGAAUGGGCAGCAUGUGGAUAAUACUGGGGCUGGUCAUGUGUCAUGAUGCCCUGUCUAUUCUCAUGAAAGCUCUGGUCAUCUAUACAUGGGUAGCCAUUGGCGUGAUUGUGAUUGGGGUGUGGCUGCUGUUCGACCCCAUGAUGCGACCGAACAGGCAAGGGCCUAAUGAGGGUAGCUACCUUGUUGAAGGCGGUGCUUUAGGAACUCACUACAUCCAGUUGUGGGAGAAACGCUGUCGAUUCCUGUGUUGCUUGACAUCUAGAGAUGAGAAUAGCUCAGAAGCCUUCAAGAAUGUUGCAGAUGUAUUUGCCUCACUGUUUGAAGAGAGUGACCUUGUGGCCUCAGAUGUGGCUGCAGCCCUGGUGCUCCUGCGUCUCAAGAGGAAGCAAGAAGAACGCCAAGAGGAAGCCAUUAGGAAAAAUAACCUUCACCUGCCUCUAAGUCGCUCCUCCACAGCAAGCAUUGGUGCCCUGCAGAGUGAAGGUGCAUUACCCCACCAGCAAUCCCCUCGGCCAGAAUGGAUGAAAGUGGGCAGUGCUUAUCACUUCAUGAAGUUUGCCUUGGCUUCCUAUGGAUGGCCAUGGUUUGUGUAUGGCCGUUUCUGUCAGGCUUGUUGUUCCCUCUGGAAGCAUCUACACUGCUGUGCAAACUGCAGGGCGGACCCAUCCCUAGAUGCAAAAGACAACUGUUGCCUAUGUAAUACAGCUGCACUGAAAGCUAUAACAGGACUGGAUCAAGAAAGCAUUUCAUACAUCACAUUCCAUAAUAAAAUUUAUGAAGUUCCAUUUUUCGUUGCCAUUGACGAUGAAACAGAGCAUGUUGUGGUGGCCAUCAGGGGGACAUUGUCUCUUCAGGAUGCUAUUACAGACCUAACGUGCCAGUGCACAGAAGUGGAGGGUGCAGGGCUUCCAGAGGGUUGCCUGGCUCACAAGGGAAUGGUUCAUGCUGCCAAGUUUGUUCAACGCAAACUAGAGGAGACGAGGGCACUGAGGGAAGGCUUGGCAUCGCGUCCUGGGUAUGGGGUUGUCAUCACAGGCCAUAGCUUGGGUGCUGGCACAGCAGUAGUCUUGGCAGCUCUUAUGCGACCACAGUUUCCCAACCUCAAGUGCUUUGCCUUCUCUCCGCCAGGUGGGCUAUGCUCAAAGGAAUUUGCCCUGGCCACUCAGAGCUUUGUGAUGUCAGUUGUUGUGGGUGAUGAUCUUGUGCCUCGUCUGUCCAUGAAUUCCCUCCACGAUCUACGCUACAAGAUCAUGUGUGUCCUGAACACUUGCAGACAGCCUAAGUAUCGUGUGCUGGCCCAGGGAUGCUGGUACAUGCUCUUCGGCAUUUCCUCAUCUUCGCUGGAAUCGGUUAGUACUAUCGAGAGUCCAUCGCAAGAUCGUCCACUCCUUGCAAAUGCUGCAAAUGCCUAUACUUAUCAUUCACCCAAAAUCACGCAGGAGAGCAUGGAGGAUGUGCGGGUGACCUUCUCCGACGAUGACUCAAGAAGGUGUCAAGUGCCACGACACACAGAGACACCGCUCUAUCUUCCAGGAAGAGUCCUCUACUGCAACCCAAGCUUGCCUGAGGAAGAAAGACUAGAGGUUGUAAGCAGCGAGUGGGAAUACCGAUGGGGUGACAUGAACGAGUUCACACAGCUGCUCAUCUCACCUUUCAUGAUGCGACACCAUUUGCCACAGGUGGUUCUUGCAGCCUUGGAGGACGUAGCACAGCAGGUGGCAUCCCCAAGCUAACCAAACAUCCUGUGGUGCUUUGAUUUUUAUGUUGGUUUUAACGAGAUUGAAAAAAAUAUGGAACUAUGGAGUACAUGUAUUAUACUGUUGUGUCUCUCACUAUCUUGCUCUCCUCUCAUGUUCUCUCUGGUGGUGACAGCAUGAUGUGCUGUUUUUGUACAUGAAAAUCAAUCAAGCUGAGUGUGUUGAGAGCAGUCACCUGUAUUUUGAAAAGGCUAUAUCUGGUGGAAGAAUAUAAAGUCAUACCCUCAUUUUUAAAAAAAUUCUUGGGAAUGUAAAGGCAAAUUUGGACUUUCAAACACUGAAUACAGUGGCAUAACACUCUGAAGAGAUUGUUCAGAACACCACAGAAUUGAUAUUUCAGUGUUUGGUCAAUGACAUAUCCACAUCUCAGUCACAGCUGUAUUUUGACAUCCAGAAGAACCACAGGUGUCUGAUUAAUAAACCCUGCUUUACUUACUUGUAUCACUCUUUUGUAACAAUGUUGCAUAUCGUAUAGUAGGGUAUACAUUAAUGACAAUCGAUUAAUGAACGAGUAGUUGGGGAAUAUGCUAAAUAUUCAUCUUCUCUGAGAUGAAAUGGGACUUUGCUCAUGUCUCUGAAAAGUAGAAGUGACAAUAAGAACAGUUUUUAGUGAUAGCAUAGAUUAUGAUAGGAUUUUGCUGGUAACUGACAAAACUGUAAGAUAGCAUGGAAGUUUACUAGAGUGAAUAGAGAGGAAUAUUUAUAUUUGUUUACCUUGUAUAUGAAAUAUUCAUAAAGAAGAGGAGGAAAUUAUAGCUUAUAACUUAGCCUGAUGGAUAGCUUUUGGCAUGUUACACAAGAACACUCAGACUUUAUGGUAACAGUGAACAACUCCUAUAUGAAGUCCUUCCUUAAUGUUUUGUGAUAAAUAAUUAUAGUCACUGCCAUUGGCCAGGGGGUUAGAAGGUACCUCCGGGUGUGGAGGACAGGGGUUUAAUACCACAGGCUGAUGUUCCAGCCAGACUUCCAGGUCACUGUUUAGUGUGAAUGAGGGACUGGUAGGGAUGACUUCACAUUGAGACAUACAGAAAUUCCCUAUCUUGUGAAAAUCUCCCAGUUGAUCUCUAUUUAGAUUCAAAACAUGACCCUUAUCUGUUGCCAUAUGACCCUUAUUGCCAAUAUUUAAGGGUUAUAAGGUAAAAGGGGAAGAAUUUGCUCACUUUUUUGUCCUGUUAGUGGCACUUUUAAGACCAGAUAUGUGAGGGAUAAAGACUUUGCUGUCAUAAAUCAUCUCGCUACACCAAAUAUUACAACCAAAUGCUAAAUACUUUCAUAUGCUCUCUUGUCAUAUUAGUUAAGAAUACAUUCUAAGUAUAUUGA